Messenger RNA from Aphanomyces astaci, 333 nucleotides. RefSeq lists its product as hypothetical. NCBI's taxonomy places the organism in Eukaryota, Oomycota, Saprolegniomycetes, Saprolegniales, Verrucalvaceae. The transcript has 3 exons. Bases 1 to 333 code for a protein of 110 amino acids. The record is from RefSeq and is a predicted model, not a curated record.
AUGCGGCCGAUUGCUUGUUUGCGCCGGUCCGAGGCCGAUCCUGCCGUCGUUGGCGGUGUCUGUCUUGCGCCGGUCGAAGUUGCAUGGCUUGCCGCGUUGGCGAGAGUCGUGCGGCAGUCGGUGGAGUCGGACGAUGGCCUGGAGUGCCUGGGCGAGCUCGUCGACGUAUCGUGCCUCCGCCAAUUCUGCAGCCAGGACACGGUCCGGUUCGUGGUCAUGCCAUCCAACUUGGCCCUGGCUGCCUCGAACACGACACGCAUUGUCUCCGAACGGCUUCAUUGCCUCGCCCAGGCAGCAAUGCAACGUCAAGACCGUGUGGUUCAAGCGCUCUAG